Molecule: messenger RNA, 474 nt
Organism: Necator americanus (New World hookworm)
Lineage: Eukaryota; Metazoa; Nematoda; Chromadorea; Rhabditida; Ancylostomatidae
Exons: 4
Coding region: 1-474 (157 amino acids)
Source: RefSeq, a predicted model, not a curated record
AUGAUGGAGCUCACUUACGAAGACAUGCAAUGGAUUUCCGUCCGCCAUCUUUUGCACAAUGAAAUUGUGCUCAACAAUAAGUGUUUCAUGAAUUAUCUGUGUAGGAACAGUGUUUAUUUUACAUUUCUAAAAGAAUCUAUGCAAGAAUGUUCGCACACAGAAAGCGGACACAACGAAAAGCAAACAUACGAGGAUGAGGAAACAAAAGACGAGAUUUGGGAAACGUUCCUAAAGAAAAUUAGCCGAUUACAAGAUUACUUGGAAAAACAAAAAUUUGAACGAAAGGAGGAAUUUGAACGCUUUAACGUUGUUUUAUUGGAUCUCAUCAACAGAAUCGACAACAAAAUCGAGAAGCUAGGCAAUAUUUGCCACCAACUUCAACAUCGAUCUUCUGUGAUAACACGGGAACUAAUUGUAAUCGAAGAACUUACCAACGCAGUUAAUGUAGUAAGAAAACGUCGCACAAGAAGUUGA